Colletotrichum phormii is the source of this 598-nucleotide messenger RNA. RefSeq lists its product as uncharacterized. The transcript has a single exon. NCBI's taxonomy places the organism in Eukaryota, Fungi, Ascomycota, Sordariomycetes, Glomerellales, Glomerellaceae. Bases 7 to 504 code for a protein of 165 amino acids. The record is from RefSeq and is a predicted model, not a curated record.
UAUGCAAUGAGGCAUAAGCGCCUUGAAGAGAUGAAGAAAUCGGUCUCCCAAAGAUCGAGCUCGAGAACCUCGACGACAACGAAGGUGGAAUCAAAGACUGUAAGCCAAGUCGCCCGGACUUUGGAGGCUACCUACUCUACUUCGGAAACGGUCGAAGCCGAGGAGGCCCUUGAUAACAGCGGCGUGCAGCCGGUGACCCGAUUAUCUCGGUCCCUUGACGACGCGGUUGAGAUCUUCAGUCCUCUACCGAUCAUGCCAUCGAAUCACACAUGCUCUUGGAAGGAGAGAUAUCUGAAUCUGACAGCGGAAGUACGGGAGUUGAAGGCGGAAAUUGUGUCUCGGGAACGACGUGACGCGCCUGGGCUCGUGGACGUGGGUGUCAACGUCAACCAAGAAGAUGACUACGAACUAGGAGUCGAAGGGCUUACUAUUGUCAUGCAUCUCAGAGGUAAAGAUGAUUUGAUCAUCAACACAGACUUGACGCAUGCCUCUUCCGGACUUUGAGGCAAGGGGAAAAUGCUAGGUUGGAAUUGCUUUUUGAACGUAGCGGAUGGGCAGGGAAUGGGAUUAUGAUAGCAGCAUGGAUUAGACUUUGCGA